Molecule: messenger RNA, 298 nt
Organism: Dipodomys spectabilis (banner-tailed kangaroo rat)
Lineage: Eukaryota; Metazoa; Chordata; Mammalia; Rodentia; Heteromyidae
Product: 60S ribosomal protein L35a-like
Exons: 1
Coding region: 4-282 (92 amino acids)
Biological process (GO): cytoplasmic translation; ribosomal large subunit biogenesis
Cellular component (GO): cytosolic large ribosomal subunit; ribosome
Molecular function (GO): structural constituent of ribosome
Source: RefSeq, a predicted model, not a curated record
AAAAUGUCUGGAAGGCUAUGGUGCAAGGCCAUUUUUGCUGGCUAUAAGCUGGGUCUCUGGAACCAAAGGGAGCACACGGCUCUCCUUAAAAUUGAAGGCAUUUAUGCCCGAGGUGAAACAACACAGUUAGGCGGUAAGCCUAACAAAACCAGAGUAAUCUGGGGAAAGGUAAUGUGUGCCCAUGAAAACAGUGGCAUGGUUCAUGCCAAAUUCCGAAGCAACCUUGCUGCUAAGGCCAUUGGACACAGAAUCCAUGUGAUGCUGUACCCCUCCAGAAUUUAAACUAAUGAAAAUUAAA